UUCGUUGGUUUCAGAGCACAUACUGUAGUUGUGGCAGCUUUUCUUACAAGACCUAACCUGGCUUACUACGCAUGGGUGGAGCACCUCACACCUGCUUAAACACAGAAGGAGAAGUAGGUAAAAAAAAAAAAAAAAGCACACUAGUGCGAACCAGGAGGCAGAAAGGUGUUCAUCAUGAGCUUGAAACUCCAAGAAAAUUGGAUGAUUUUUGAAAAAAGAACAAGAAACCAAACCACGCUCUCUUCCUUCAGGACUUCUUUAAAGGGUUGUGUUUAGAGGAGAGAUGGAAAGCUUCCUUUAUUUUGCAUGGUUAGUGCGAUUGAUCUGGUCAACAUGGAUUAUUUCUGAUGCUUCAGCAGCGAUUUGCCCAUGCAAAAACAUGACCUGGUAUGAAAAACAUUGUAGCGUCUCAGAAGACGAACAGAGUUUAAGCUGCUUUGGACUACGGGAAACAGAAACCAUAAUAUAUUACUACUGCACAUGGAACCCUGGACAAUAUGACAGACAGAGUCUCUACGUAAAGCAAUCAUCAUGUCAAUUUAAGUCAAACUUCACAAAACAACAAACAAAAGCAUUUCGAUUACGAUCGAAUUGGAAUAUGACAGCGUGCGCCGUCGCGGAGAGUGACAAUCCAAAGGCCUGCGCCUUCUCAAAAUUCAGCAGCCAUCCAUCGAAUAUAAUACGGUGUGGUCCACCUGUUAAUGUGACUUUCAAGAGACGUUAUGGUCGUUUGAAUGUUACGGCCGAAUGGAAAGACAGCAGUGAACCAGUGAAACGGUAUCUUUUGAGGUACAGGAAACACAAUGCCGAUGUAUGGACAGAGGUAGAAUCCCGGAACAAGACAAACUGCACGGUGGGAAAUGUCGUCUCCUAUCAAGCAUAUCAAAUACAAAUUCGGUGUAAUGUCACUUCUGACUGUCCUCAAUGCCCCUGGAGCAAAAUCAUCACAGUCCCACCAGAGCUGGUAGAAGCACCCAUCAUAAAAGAACCCCGGUACGAGCCGAUCCAACCUGGACAGAGAAAAAUAACCGUGCAGUGGGAGUAUGUGAACAGUCAGGCGGUGGAAGAAUACACUGUGACCGUUCAGAAGGUGUCUGGAGAAUCUGCUGAAGAAGACACUUAUUUCCUCAAAGCACAAACGGUCACUUUGUUCCUGUGCUAUUCCGCCUACAAUCUCAGCAUCAGGGCCUUAAAUAAAGCCGGACUUUCGCCCAGUGCGGACCUGAUCAUAGACGCCAUGGAGGAGCAGAGUGAUUUGGACAAAGCAUUUAAAGUUACUCUGAUGACUAACAACAGCUUCAGGCUUUCAUGGAAUACAACACUAUCCAAGAAAUAUCCUUGCUAUUCUGUAGAGUGGUGGGCGAGCAACGAGAAAAUAUCCUACAGAUCCUUCUUCGAGAAGAAAGCCUUCCAUAUUAUCCAAACUCAGACAGUUGCAUUUCAGUCCUAUAAGAGAUACCACUUCUUCCUGCAUGCCAGGCACGAGAAGGAAACCUGCAACCUAAAGAAAGUAAAUAACAGCGAUCAGACGUAUGGGAGAGCUCAGGUCUACCUCACUGAAGGAACGCCUCUAACUGCUCCUGGGAACGUGAGCUGCUCUGAUGUUACUAAGAGCUCCUUUGUGAUUACAUGGCACCCGGUACCUGAGGAGGAACUACGUGGCUUUCUGCAAGGUUACAUAAUUCGCUACACACAAGACAAUAACAAAGAAAAUAUCACAGUGGACCCUAGCGUGAACAGCUAUAAGUUGAUGAACCUACGAAGUGGAAGCAUGUACUGCGUGGAGGUGUCCGCUUACACGGCUGCAGGGGAGGGCAAGCAGAGCGAAUUGAAGUGCUGUGAGUCAUUGGACUCCAUGGCUAUUGCUGGAAUGUUCGCAGGAGUAAUUGCAGGUAUAAUUGCUCUGCUGCUUGCCACUCAUCUGUGCUUCAGGAUUUUGAAAAGAUCGAAGAAACUGCUAUGGCCGAGUAUACCCAACCCCUGCAACAGUAACGCUGUGCAGAAAAUUGAAGGCUGCCAGGAAAUGGAGGUGAUGGAGCUCCUGCACUGGCCUAAUCGUGAGGAGACGGAGGCACACGUGUCCGUGCUGGAAGCCAAAAAGGAGGAACGUUCUGCCUGCAAUGUCUCUCAGGACUGUACGAAAGUCACCUUUACACCCAGUUCUUUUCCUGCUUUAAAAAAUGACGAGCCUCCUUCAUCUCCUACAACUUCAAGCGGAAGAGACUCCACACCUGAUGAGGCUUUUCCCAUAGACAGUGUUCACGAAAGCUCUAGAGAAGAAUCGCCUGCAGGAGCUAAUGAUAUAAAUGACUCUCCUAGAGUAUUAGAGGCACAGUCUGUCUCGACAAGUGAGGCAAACCCACCAUGUGCCUUUAUGAGCGAUUACACCACUAUGGAGCUUUUCCGGCAGAUCAGCCCGAUUGUGCCUCUGGCUCUGCCUGGCUCAGGAAUAGCGUCAUCAGAUCCGAGUCAGGAGUAUCUUCGACAUUCGUGCUCUCCAUCCGAAAACACGACUGGAACUCCUGACUCUUGAUCAAAUGAAUCUCUCAGACUUCACUGUAAACCCAUGUCCUUAUCUGUAAAUAUGUG
Molecule: messenger RNA, 2589 nt
Organism: Clarias gariepinus (North African catfish)
Lineage: Eukaryota; Metazoa; Chordata; Actinopteri; Siluriformes; Clariidae
Product: interleukin-31 receptor subunit alpha
Exons: 16
Coding region: 284-2533 (749 amino acids)
Biological process (GO): cytokine-mediated signaling pathway
Cellular component (GO): signaling receptor complex; external side of plasma membrane
Molecular function (GO): cytokine receptor activity; cytokine binding
Source: RefSeq, a predicted model, not a curated record